UGGCAGGUAUGACUGGAAAGACACCGGCCCUGAGAGACUCUCCAAGGCACCGCGCGUCUUGACGCACAAACCACUUUUACGCAAACAGCUUUUCUGCGUUUUACGCUGGAUCUUGCAACUCUGCACCUCUAUCAGCAUGAAGUUAGAAGUGUUGUGUGGAAACCAUGACACGACGCAGCUUCAGAUCCCCAUGGAUGAAGAGGGGAAAGAAAAGUCCGCUCUUUCUGCAGAGGAGGAGCUGGGGUCCGAUGGAGACUGCGUGGCACACAGCCCUCCACUGGUCACUCCAGGUGGGAGCAGCAAAUCGAAACCAUACACACGGAGACCCAAGCCCCCUCUUUCCUACAUCGCUCUGAUCGCCAUGGCUAUCCGAGAUUCCCCCACCGGACGUCUGACUUUGGCGGAAAUAAACGACUACUUGAUGAAAAAGUUCCCUUUCUUCAGGGGCAGCUACACCGGCUGGAGGAACUCUGUGCGACACAAUCUGUCUCUGAAUGACUGCUUUCUGAAAGUACUCAGGGACCCAUCCAGGCCCUGGGGAAAAGACAAUUACUGGAUGCUCAACCCUAACAGCGAGUACACGUUCGCUGACGGGGUGUUCCGGCGCAGGAGAAAGCGCAUCAGUAAGCAGUUCAACCGAGUGCAGGACUUGUCGGAGAGCACAGAGGAUCCUCAGGGUACCGACAAGCCUGACCCAAGCAGCAAGACUGAGCCCCGUCCCAAGUUUACAAGCUCAUUUGCUAUUGAGAGCAUCCUCAGCAAGCCUUUCAAAAGAGUCUCAACCAAGCAGCCAUUUUUCCCUGCAUUUAUCUGGCCUUACUCUGACCUCAUGCUGCAUCACUCAGGCGCAUCUGCUUUCCCCCCCUCCUUUAGCUGGGCUGCUCGUUGAACCUGGUGCUGGAACGCUUUUCUUAUGAACAGAACAAAAGACAGACUCACAUUGUUAUUGUUUUUGUUUUUCUUGUUUGAGAAUUUAAAGUCAUCAGUGAAUGAUACUUUAAUUUAUUACCUUAUUGAUGCUGGCAUGUUUUCUUUUAUUUUUACCUUUACAUGCUGCCUUUUCUUUAUUUAUUACUUUGUUGACAACAAUUAAUUGUAAAUAUGACUGCGUACAGUACACUAAUACUUUUGUUAUUUGAUAGGCAAAAUGUCUCAAGAUGCACUUUGUUUUCUUUGUCAAAACCUCUCAUAAAAAUAUUUUAAAACAGCAAAAAUAAAAAAAAGUAAAAACAACAGUA
Molecule: messenger RNA, 1238 nt
Organism: Poeciliopsis prolifica (blackstripe livebearer)
Lineage: Eukaryota; Metazoa; Chordata; Actinopteri; Cyprinodontiformes; Poeciliidae
Gene: foxq1a
Product: forkhead box Q1a
Exons: 1
Coding region: 137-889 (250 amino acids)
Biological process (GO): cell differentiation; regulation of transcription by RNA polymerase II; anatomical structure morphogenesis
Molecular function (GO): RNA polymerase II cis-regulatory region sequence-specific DNA binding; DNA-binding transcription factor activity, RNA polymerase II-specific
Source: RefSeq, a predicted model, not a curated record